GCGAUGCGGAAGUGCCGCGCCGUUGCCCGGCGGUUGCCACCAUGGCGGCGGCGACGGCGGCGGUGGGGGGGGGGCGGAGGAGGAGACCCCGGGGCUGCCACGAAGGCGUCGCGGCGGCUGAAGUUCGGCGCUCUGGGUGUGCUGGUGCUGCAGAACGCGUCGCUGGUGCUCAGUAUCCGCUACGUGCGGACGCUGCCCGGGGAGCGGUUCCUUCCCAGCACCGCCGUGGUGUUGGCCGAGGCCAUGAAGGGCUGCGCCUGCGUCCUCCUGCUGCUCGUCCAGCACCGCGGCAGCGUGCGGCAGACGGCGGUGACGCUGCACGGCGCGGUGGUUUCGCAGCCGGGCGAUGCGCUGCGCCUGGCAGUGCCGUCCCUCAUCUACACCCUGCAGAACAACCUGCAGUACGUGGCCAUCUCCAACCUGCCCGCCGCCACCUUCCAGGUGACGUACCAGCUGAAGAUCCUGACGACGGCGCUGUUCUCGGUGCUGCUGCUGGGCACGUCUCUGUCGCGGCUGCAGUGGUUCUCGCUGGCGCUGCUGUUCGCGGGGGUGGCGUUGGUGCAGACGGAGCAGUCGCAGCCGCCGCCGCCGCCCCCCCCCGGCGCCGCGCCCCCCCCGGGCCCCCCCCAGCACUACGUGACGGGGCUGGCGGCCGUGGGGGCGUCGUGUCUGUCGUCGGGCUUCGCCGGCGUCUACUUCGAGCGGCUGCUGAAGCGCUCGGGGCCGUCCAUCUGGGUCCGCAACGCUCAGCUGGGCGCCGUGGGCACCGUGGUGGGCUUGGCCGCCAUGCUGGCCGCCGAGGGCCGCGCCGUGGCCGCCGUGGGCUUCUUCCACGGCUACACGGCGGCCGUGUGGGCCGUGGUGGUGAACCAGGCGGCCGGGGGGCUGCUGGUGGCCGUGGUGGUGAGGUACGCCGAUAACAUCCUGAAGGGCUUCGCCACCGCGCUCUCCAUCGUGGCCUCCACCGCCGCCUCGGCGCAGCUCUUCGGCUUCCGGCCCCGGGGGGCUUUCCUGGCGGGGACCGGGAUGGUGGUGGCCGCCGUGUAUCUGUAUGGGAGGCCCAGAGGUGGAGGAGGAGGAGGAGGAGGAGGAGGAGGAGGAGGAGGAGCGGCCGCGCAGGAGGAGGAGGAGGAGGAGGGACGCGCAGGCGGCAAGUCAGUGGGAGCGCAGUGACGGGGGGGAGGCGGC
This is a messenger RNA of Gallus gallus (chicken), 1188 nucleotides long. RefSeq names its product UDP-galactose translocator-like. Gene Ontology annotation, molecular function: UDP-galactose transmembrane transporter activity. NCBI's taxonomy places the organism in Eukaryota, Metazoa, Chordata, Aves, Galliformes, Phasianidae. Gene Ontology annotation, biological process: pyrimidine nucleotide-sugar transmembrane transport. Gene Ontology annotation, cellular component: Golgi membrane. The record is from RefSeq and is a predicted model, not a curated record.